This is a messenger RNA of Zingiber officinale, 384 nucleotides long. RefSeq names its product agamous-like MADS-box protein AGL80. The record is from RefSeq and is a predicted model, not a curated record. Gene Ontology annotation, molecular function: cis-regulatory region sequence-specific DNA binding; DNA-binding transcription factor activity, RNA polymerase II-specific; protein dimerization activity. NCBI's taxonomy places the organism in Eukaryota, Viridiplantae, Streptophyta, Magnoliopsida, Zingiberales, Zingiberaceae. Bases 1 to 384 code for a protein of 127 amino acids. The transcript has a single exon. Gene Ontology annotation, biological process: positive regulation of transcription by RNA polymerase II.
AUGGCGAGGAAAAAGGUUAUGCUCGGGUGGAUCGCCCACGACGCCACGCGCCGCGCCACCUUCAAGAAGUGGAAGCGGAGUCUACUCAAGAAGGUGAGCGAGCUCGCCACCCUCUGUAGCAUCGACGCCUGCGCCGUCGUUUACGGACCAGAGGAGGAGGCGCCGGAGGUGUGGCCUUCGCCUGCGGAGACGACGCGCGUGGCGGCGCGAUUCAGGGCGAUGCCGGAAUCGGAUCAGAGUCGCAAGAAGACGGACCAGGAAGGGUUCCUCCGCCAGCGGGCGGCCAAGCUGCGGGAGCAGCUCAGCCGGCAGGAUCGCGGUAACAGGGAGCUGGAGGCCAGCCUGCUCAGCAGGCCGCGGAGCUCGUGCGGUUGGCGGAGAUGA